ACCUAGUUUUUCAGCAUUUAAGUUGGAAGCAUGAUAAACAAAUUGAAAUUUAAUAAUAAGAAAAAUUUCAAAUCACCGAGAAUAUCUAACGAAGAUAUUCUUGAGGAAUAUGAAGAACCAAAAAAAUGGUUCGAUGAGAUCCAGCAGGAUGAAAAAAAUUUCAGUAAGUCCUCUGAACAAGAACUGAUUCAGUUGAAAGAUGAAGCAAAAAAGUGCCAUGAUUCGGAAGUCGCCAAUUACAACAUUAAAAACUCAAAAACGAACGCAAACUACCAAUGGAUGAAGACUGUAAUGGCAAAAGGAACUAUAUCGGAUAAAAUAGCUGCUCAUACAGUUUCAAUCCAAGACAAUCCAUUGUGUAAUUUAGAGACGAUAAGGAAUCUUGUUGGCAUGGUUAAAGUUGGGAAGAAGAAAGAAUGUACAACUGUAAUAGAAAUCUUAACGGAACUAUUUUUAUCUGAUCUUUUAAGGCCAGAUCAAAAACUAAGAGCUUUCCAUCAAAGACCCCUCUCCAAAUUAAACGAGAUGUCAUCUGGCAACGCCGUAACCAGAAGAAAGUUGUUGAGUCUUUGGUACUUUGAGGAUCAACUGAAGGAACUUUACGCAUCUUAUGUGCUUGCCUUAAACUCCGCCGCACAUGACAGUGUAGAAAACAAUAAAGAAAAAGCUAUCACUGCUAUGUAUAAAUUGUUAGCUGGUAAUCCAGAACAGGAAAAAAACUUAUUAUCGUACGUUGUCAACAAACUUGGAGACCCUUCGCAGAAAGUGGCGUCCAAAGUGAUAUACUGCCUAACGCAACUCCUUUUCAAACACACAAAUAUGCAGGGUGUCGUACUGAACGAGAUAGAGAAGUUAAUGUUUAGGCCCAACAUCUCUAGUAGAGCUCAAUACUACAGUUUGUGCUUUUUAUCGCAGUUUUAUUUGAGCCACGAAGCUAGUGAUGUGGCAAGGAAGCUAAUAGAAGUAUAUUUUUCGUUUUUCAAAGCUUGUAUUAAAAAGGGCGAUGUAGACAGUAGGAUGAUGUCUGCACUUCUGAUGGGCCUCAACAGGGCCUAUCCCUACGCCAAGAUCGAGUUUGAAAAAAUCUCUGAACAUAUAGACACGAUGUAUAGAUUAGUGCACUUAGCGAACUUCAAUAUAAGUUUACACACCCUUACGUUGUUGUAUCAGGUGUCGGAUUUUGGAAAUAAUAUAACGGACAGGUUUUAUUCCGCUUUGUAUAGAAAGCUAGCCGAUCCGAGGUUGCUAUCGACGACGCACCAGGCCAUGUUAUUAAACCUUAUAUACAAAACCCUGCUGAAAGAUACGGAACUAAAUAGAGUAAAGAUGUUUAUCAAAAGGUUACUGCAGAUAUCUCUGUUUACACAACCGUGCUUUUCCUGUGGUUUGUUGUACUUGGUGUCACAGAUAAUCACUAAAAAGAAAUCCGUACAAGCCCUCGUCCUUAAAGCAACUUCUAUCGAUGGUUUGGAAGACGACGACGACGAGGAAAGGUACUGUGACGUUAAAGACGAAACUACUGUCGGCGUUGACGAAGUGGAAGAAAUAAAACAGGAAGACGAAGAUGUCGAGAUUAAGGAAGAAGAUGUGAACGAUAAGGAGGGGAAAAGUGAGAUUGUAGUGGAUCCAAAUGCAAUCGAAAUAAAAGAAGAAGAAGAAGAUGUUAAACCAGACAAGGAACUACUAGAUGCAUCGUUAACUGCAACAGGUAGCUGGUACCACUGCCGAAACACGAUAAAAAAGGAAAAAUCUCGGUCCGCGAUUACCUACAGGCCUCUUUCAAGGAACCCCUUGUACGGUGGCGGCGAAUUUUGUGCCUACACGGAACUCUAUAGGCUCAAAGAUCACUUUCACCCAACCGUAAAAUUGUAUGCUACCAAUAUUAUAAACGGUGAAUCGAUCAAAUAUUCGGGAGAUCCUAUUAAAGAUUUUACUCUAAUAAGAUUUUUGGAUAGAUUUGUGUUCAAAAAUCCGAAGAAGAUCGACGAGAAGCCUGGGUCACACCCUACGUUUGGCAUUAGGAAAUUAUACAAGCCCAAAGGGGUGAAAAUGUUAUCUGUUAAUUCCGCGGGAUACUUAAAGGAGAGCCAGCAGAACAUUCCGGUAGACGAACUUUUUAUGUACUCUUAUCUACAGAACAAAUAUCGAGAAAAAGAGCCAAAUGAGGAGGACAGUGAUUUAGAAUCUGUACAAAGCGACGAAUUUGAGGAAAUGCUAGAUAAAAUGUCGGGUAUUAAAGAUGUAGAUGAGGAUAUUGACUAUAUGGAUGAGAUCGGUGAUACUUUGAAGUCUGAUAAAACAAAAGGAAAAGACAAAGAAGACCAAGAUGAAGAAGAUUUAUCUGAUGAUGGAGAUAUGGAAGAAGGUUUCGAUGAUUUAGAAGACGAUGAUGAUGAACUGUCCGAUAUGGACGACGACGACAAAGAUCUUAUUGGCGACUUGGAAGAUGACGACGAGGAAGACAUAGAUUUCAUCGAGGAUGAUAAUAAGCCUAAUAAAGGCAAGAAAAAUAAAUACAAAGACAAGGACAAUGUUAUGUCAUUGUUUGCUUCUGCUGAGGAAUUCGCAACGCUUUUGGACGAUGAAGGUAGCUCUAAAAUUAAACCGGGUAGUUCCAAUGUUUACGCUAACAAAGAUAAUGCAAAUGUAAAACAACUGGCCUGGGAAGAUAAGAGGAACCGGUGGUUGAAAGGUUUCAACAAGGCAGUAGGAGCAAGUGGUGGGAAGAAAUUUGAUGGUAAUAAAAACAUCGGAAAGAAAAGGCCAAACCAAAACAAAUCUGCAAAUAAGAAGAAAAAGAUGAAAAAAAUAAAGUGAAUG
Molecule: messenger RNA, 2820 nt
Organism: Anoplophora glabripennis (Asian longhorned beetle)
Lineage: Eukaryota; Metazoa; Arthropoda; Insecta; Coleoptera; Cerambycidae
Gene: Noc1
Product: CCAAT/enhancer-binding protein zeta
Exons: 13
Coding region: 31-2817 (928 amino acids)
Cellular component (GO): nucleus
Source: RefSeq, a predicted model, not a curated record